Amphiprion ocellaris (clown anemonefish) is the source of this 5003-nucleotide messenger RNA. Its product is annotated as sortilin-like. The record is from RefSeq and is a predicted model, not a curated record. Gene Ontology annotation, biological process: endocytosis; vesicle organization; Golgi to endosome transport. Gene Ontology annotation, molecular function: protein binding. The coding region runs from base 72 to 2501 and encodes 809 amino acids. The transcript is spliced from 20 exons. Gene Ontology annotation, cellular component: membrane; Golgi apparatus. NCBI's taxonomy places the organism in Eukaryota, Metazoa, Chordata, Actinopteri, Pomacentridae.
UGUGAAGCCAAGUGGUGGGACACUGGAGUUUCUCGCAGAGUCCCAGAAAGUUGUUCAGUCUUGGUGAAAUCAUGGUCUCCGCUUCUUGGCUGUUGCUGCUCGGCUUGUGUUUCUCGGCUUCGGCCGGCGGAGAGCAGCGAGGCGGCGGGAAGCCGUCGGAGCCGAGGAGGCUGCAGUCUGGAGGUGAUGAGGAGCGACAUGUUUUAGAGAGGACGGAGCUGUCGAAGCGCAGCGCAGCACUGAAUGAACAGACAUGUACAGCUCUGUCCGGAGUGGAGGCAGCCCUGCUCAACAACACCAACACUUUCACGUUUAAAGUACGGACCAUGGGGUCACUGUCACUGGCCUGGGUGGGAGAUGGAUCAGGGGUGCUGCUGGUGUUGACGACGUUUCAGGUUCCUUUGUUCAUGAUGCGUUUUGGCCAGUCCAACCUCUACAGGAGUGAAGACUAUGGGAAGACGUUCCAAGACGUGACUCAUCUGAUCAACCACACCUUCAUCCAGACAGAGUUUGGCAUCGCCAUCAGUCCAGAUCAGUCAGGGAAGGUGAUCCUGACUGGUGAUGUGUCAGAUAUCGGAGGGUUUCGACUGUUUCGCUCUCAGGACUUCGGCCUAACCUUUGUUUCAAAUGACCUGCCAUUUGAGCCCCUCAUUCAGAUGCUGUACAACCCUGGAGACUGCAACACACUUCUGACGCUCAGUAUCACGUCAGAGCUGUGGCUAUCUGAGGACUUUGGCGCCACCUGGAGGAAGAUCCAUGACAGUGUGUGUUUGGUCAGAUGGGGCCCAAAGAACAGCAUUUACUUUACAACUAAUAACAAUGGAUCUUGCAAUGACAAAGGAAUGUUAGAGUUGAGGAAGACAGUCGACUAUGGUAGAAGUUUCCAGACCAUCGCAACGAGAGUUUACUCCUUUGUACUGGGAGGAAGAUUUGUUUUUGCUUCCAUCAUGACUGGCAUGGGUACAGAGCGGAUGAUCCAUGUGUCAGUGGACGGAGGUGAGCUGUGGAACAUGGCUCAGCUUCCCACAGUCAACCACGAGCAGUUUUACUCCAUCCUGGCAGCCAAUCAGGACAUGAUCUUCAUGCAUGUGGACGACCCUGGAGACUCUGGUGUUGGAACUAUUUAUGUGUCAGAUGACAGAGGAACUGUGUUCUCCAAGUCUCUGGAGCGCCAUCUCUACACAACCACGGGAAGUGACACUGACUUCACUGCCAUUGCUUCACUCAGGGGCGUCUACAUGACCAGCGUACUCACAGAGGACGAUGCAGUGGAGACAGUGAUCACAUAUGACCAAGGAGCAAAGUGGGAGACGCUGCACAGACCACAGAACAGCCACUGUAGCACCGACACUGCCACCAACAGACCAAACAGAUGCAGACUACACAUCCACGCCUCCUACAGCACCACCAUGAGGAUGAACGUCCCCAUGCUCCCUCUCUCACAGCCCAACGCAGUGGGCCUCAUCCUGGCCCACGGCAGCGUUGGAGAUGCGGAGUCAGCUCUCUCACCUGAUGUGUACGUGUCUGAUGAUGGGGGCUACACAUGGCUGUUGGCCCUCAGAGGACCUCAUCACUAUGCCAUCCUGGACUCUGGAGGCCUGCUGGUCGCCAUGGAGCACUCCAACUCGCCUGUCAACCAAAUAAAGUUUUCAACAGAUGAAGGGCAGUGCUGGCAUACGUACAACUUCACCAAUGACCCACUUCACUUCAGCGGCAUGGACAGUGAGCCCGGCUCUCGCUCCAUGAACGUCAGCCUGUGGGGCUACAGGAACGACUUCAGUAAAUGGGUGGUAAUCACAGUAGACUUCAGGAAGCUCCUCACCAGAGACUGUAAUGAAGGAGACUAUGUACAGUGGCUGGCUCAUUCUGCAGACCCAAGCGGAUCUAAUGAUGGCUGUGUGCUGGGCUAUAAAGAGACCUUUUUACGCCUGAGGAAAGACUCUGUCUGCUGGAACGGGAGGGACUAUGCAGUCACUAAGAAGCUGUCUCCCUGUCCAUGUACAGUGGAUGAUUAUCACUGUGACUUUGGGUAUUAUCGACCAGCGAACAGCUCAGAGUGUGUGGAGCAGGAGGAGAUGAAGGGCCGUCCUUUGGAGUUCUGUUUAAAUGGGACUACUGAGCAGCUGCAGACCAGUGGCUACCGGAAGAUUCCAGGAGACCAGUGUGAAGGAGGCUUCCAGCCAGACAGAAAGGAGACCGACCUGAGGAGGAUGUGCACUAGUAACGCCCUCCAUCCCCAUUCUCUGAGUGAAAACAGUUCAGCAAACACUGCUGUCAUCGUGAUGGUUGUCAUAGCGAUCCUCCUGUUGAGUGCUGUCGCAGGUGUUUGGCUGGUUAAGAAAUACGUCUGCGGAGGACGGUUCCUUGUGCACCGAUACUCUGUUAUGAGGGAACAUGUUGAAGCUAACAAAAUAGAGGGAGUAGAUGAUAUUGACACCCACUACAUGGAGACAGGAAAAGCACAAUAUAAUGAAGAUUCAGACCAGGACCUCUUAGAAUAAGAUUUCUCCCCAAUCAAAGGCUCUUCAAGACUAAAUCUAAUGCAGUCUUUCAUGAUGCCUGGGCAUUCCUGUUGCUCCCACAUGCUGAUUAACAUCUGCUUCUCACUUCUCGCUAUCCCCUGGUGGCUGGAAGAUUCAGCAGCAGCGGGGCCACUUAUUAUGUUGCUUCCUUGUACCAGUUGAGGCUCCCACAGACAGGAGGAGGUGGUGGUUUAGGGUGGAAAGGAGGGAGGGGGAACAAACCCAGUGCAAAACAGAAGAAAGCUUCUGGAGUCCCUGGAGAGCUUUUGUUUUCUCUGUCACAGAAAGUUCUGUAAAGACCGUUGAGUGUGAAUAUGUGCCCUGUUGUGCUCUGUAUGACUGCUUUCAUGUUGACCCAAGAAGAGACGGCCAUGCACUGCAGAGGCACAACACAGAUGCUGCAACUUGGAUAUACAGAUUGUGUUUUUAAGCAUUAGGGAACAGCCAAGACACAGAAUACAGAAAAUUAUCAGUACUCUUGCUUAGAGUUUUUACCUGCUGUCAGUUAACUUGUUUUUGUAAAUGGAAAACUUGCAAGAUACAGUCCUAUUGUGCAUGGUGGACCUUUUAAACAUUUGUUCUUUUUAAUUUCACCAGUCACUAAAAUUUGGCAUAGCAACAAGUUUCCUAGCAACUGCUGUGAUUGGCAGUACGUCUUUUUUUUGUUUCUGGUCACUGUUUUUCACUAGAGUUGCUUCUGUGGAUCAUGACAGGUAAAAACUGACUAGAAUAUUAACAGAAUCCCAUCAGGUGAUGCACUUUAGAUGUUACACUCUUUUGACUUUAAACAAAACUCUAAAAACUAUUUGUGAAGACAGUUAUUUCUCAUUGUACAUCCGUCUGACAAUUUUCUGUACAUAGGACAUAUUUCAUCAAUCCAUCCAUCCAUCCAUCCAUCCAUCCAUUCAUCCAUCCAUCCAUUAUCUAUAAACCACUUAAUCCUCAUUAGGGUCAUGGAGGGGGGCUGGAGUCUGUCCCAGCUGAAUUAGAGUGAAAGCAGGGGACACCUGGACAUGUCACCAGUCUAUCACAGGGCUACACAUAGACAAACAAGCACUCUCACAUUCACACCUACGGACAAUUUAGAGUUAUCGAUUAUCCUCAGCACGUUUUUUGGACUGUGAGAGGAAGCCGGAGUACCUGGAGAAAAUCCAUGCAUGCACAGGGAGAACAUGCAAACUCCACACAGAAAGAUCCCCGGCCCAGGCCAGGACAAGAAACGGGGAUCUUGUAGCUGUGAGGCGACGGUGCUAACCACCGAGUCACUGUGCAGCCCCAGCACAUAUUUCAGUUAUCAGGAAAAAAAUAUUUAUGCCAACAUGUUUGUUUUUAUCAUUUUACCCGUCUUUAACUAAAUUAAACCGAUUAAAAAAGAGACCGGAACAUUAAAAUAAGUACAAAUAUUUUGUAGAUAGAUGCAAAUUAAAAAUAGAAAAUGCUAAUCUUAGAAGAACUUGUACCUAUUAUUAGGUGUUUUCCUUCUCAGAAUAGGCCUUUUGCGGUUUGACUACACAGAAAAAUAGCACAAUCUGCCUGGGUACAGAUAAAGGCGAUGAGUCUGUGUUACCUUGUUUCAUUGAAAUCUAUGCAUUUUCCUGUGAUGUCUGACCAUUUUAGAAUUGCAAAUGUUGAUUUUGCUUGAGUAAAUGAAGUAUUUAACAAAGCUGGUUUAAACUUUAUUUUUUUUAAUGUUGAAGCCUGUCCAGGAAAAUUCUUGAUUAUCAGCAAACAGAUCAAUAUUGAAGCCAAGUGAACUAUGUUUUCACUAAAUUACAAAAUUUUGUUUCUCAUAGACCAUUCAUAUAUACUUUUCAACAAAUAGAAAUACAGCAGCAUGUAAACAAUGACAACAGCAAAAUUUUAACUGUGUGAUCAGUAUAUCAGCCUCCAAGAACAGUAAUAAAAGAUGCCAGCCUUUCAGUUUGAGUGCCUGGUGAAACUUUUGAUGUAAAUGUUAAAAGGGCCUGUCAUUAUUGUGAAGUUAUACAAUGUCAAAUUUUUUAAAUGCAGUGCAGCUUAAUGCAGCCAAUAUGUGGUGAAAGACUUGAAUUAUUGCCAAAGCACUUUGACUGUCUUCUAAUUUUAGAGGUGAGGUUGUAAAGGUGAAACCGAACCUUGGCCCAGCAUUGUAUGAAGGUAAUUCUAACUCAGACCCUUUACUUGAACUUUAUCCUUUUUUUUGUUUGUUUUUUGCUUAACAAGAUGCACCAGUAUGUUGCCAUUGUUGUGUUUCAUGUAGUUUUUUUGUAUUUGGCUGAUACUUCUCGUAUCAGCAAAUACCCAUAUGCAUUCGUCUAAUGAUCUUAAUGCAGGCACAGUUUUUAAGUCAUCAAAGUAAUGAAUAACAGUGUUUUUAUAGAGCAGUACAAACACUUCUAUGAUCAUGCUGAUACUGCUAUUGGUGCAACCCACAUACAUAAUCUCACUGAUGUUACAAAAUGUUCAGAUUAAUGUGUCUGUUGCCCAUAAAGAGCUUAUACU